This is a messenger RNA of Thalassophryne amazonica, 2546 nucleotides long. RefSeq names its product sorting nexin 6 (gene snx6). Gene Ontology annotation, cellular component: endosome. Lineage: Eukaryota; Metazoa; Chordata; Actinopteri; Batrachoidiformes; Batrachoididae. The transcript is spliced from 14 exons. Bases 86 to 1306 code for a protein of 406 amino acids. Gene Ontology annotation, molecular function: phosphatidylinositol binding. The record is from RefSeq and is a predicted model, not a curated record.
CAUAAAUGAUCUGAAACCGAUUGGUGACGUCUGUCAGAACGUCGUGACAUCAUAUUACGUCCAGUCUCUCCACCCGUUCGCAGCUAUGAUGGAAGGGCUGGACGACGGACCUGACUUUCUCUCCGAGGAGGACCGGGGACCACGAGCGGUGAAUGUGGAUCUGCAGACUGAUGCCACACUGCAGGUUGACAUCUCCGAUGCCCUCAGCGAGAGGGACAAGGUCAAAUUUACCGUCCAUACCAAGAGCACGCUCCCCAACUUCAAACAGAAUGAUUUCUCAGUGGUCCGACAGCAUGAAGAGUUCAUCUGGCUGCACGACUCAUUUGUGGAGAAUGAAGACUAUGCAGGAUACAUAAUCCCGCCUGCCCCACCCAGACCAGACUUUGAUGCAUCCAGAGAGAAGUUGCAGAAACUGGGAGAAGGAGAGGGAUCCAUGACAAAGGAGGAGUUUACCAAGAUGAAGCAGGAGCUGGAGGCAGAAUAUCUGGCCAUCUUUAAGAAGACCGUAGCCAUGCAUGAGGUUUUCCUAUGUCGCGUGGCGGCUCAUCCUGUCCUCAGAAAAGAUCUCAACUUUCACGUCUUCUUGGAGUACAACCAGGAUCUGAGUGUACGAGGGAAGAACAAGAAGGAGAAGCUGGAGGAUUUCUUUAAGAACGUGGUGAAGUCAGCUGAUGGAGUUCUGGUGGCCGGAGUCAAAGAUGUGGAUGAUUUCUUCGAGCAUGAGAAGACGUUUUUAUUAGAAUACCACAACAGAGUGAAAGACGCUUCAUCUAAAUCUGACAGAAUGAUUCGUUCCCACAAAAGUGCUGCAGACGACAUCAACAGAAUCGCCUCAUCUCUUUACACGUUAGGGACACAGGACUCCACAGACCUCUGCAAGUUCUUCUUGAAAGUGUCAGAGCUGUUUGAAAAAACAAGGAAAAUAGAAGCUCGAGUUGCAGCAGAUGAAGAUCUGAAACUGGCUGACUUGCUGAAAUAUUACCUGAGGGAGUCGCAGGCUGCAAAGGACCUGCUUUAUCGAAGGAGUCGGGCUCUGGUGGACUACGAGAACGCCAACAAGGCUCUUGAUAAAGCUCGAGCCAAAAACCGGGAAGUGCUCCAGGCAGAGACCAGCCAGCAGCUCUGCUGCCACAAGUUUGAGAAGAUCUCGGAGUCUGCCAAACAAGAGCUCAUAGACUUCAAGACGAGGCGAGUCGCAGCAUUCAGAAAGAACCUGGUGGAGUUGGCAGAGCUGGAACUCAAACAUGCCAAGGGAAACCUUCAGCUGCUGCAGAGCUGUCUGGGUGUUCUUAAAGGUAAUACUUAACUAUAUGGCACAUCCCACAUCCAGCUGGACAUGCCCCCUCACCACAGCCCCACCCAUUUCCAGCUGGACACGCCUACACUGGUGCAGCAACCAGAGAGAUGGACGGCACCAAGAAUUUUAGAACAACAGAGAUUGUGGGGGGAAAAGAGGGUUCACAGUGACAGGAAGUCUGUUGUCUUCAUUGCUAAAGAGAUGAGAUCUUCUCUCCCUCUUCUUCUUUGUCUUUUCCUUUUCAUCCCACAGUCUCUCUCUACACUGUCAUCUGUCUGUUGAUUCAGAACCAGUAAGACCUUAUUGGUUUUGUAGCUGAUCCAGUUCCACACCAGUUCUAUUGGUCUAACAUGACCUGGUGGGUUAGCGUUUCUUCUGAGUUCAUGAUGAAGUAGCUUUUAGUAAAGUCCAGUUAUUGAAAGUUCUGUUAACUGAACUUUCACACCAAUAUUUUCAGUGCACAGUCCAGCACAUGGCUGUUACUCAGAGGGGGCGGGGUUUAUCCCUGCCUGCCAGUUCAAGAGGAGCUGGUCUCUGUCCACCUGCUGAUCUCAGGUCCAGUCUGGACUGAAUCAGAUGCUGUAAUGUACUUGCUCCCCCAUCCACAAUUACUUCCUCAUCUGUCAUUAUGAUGUCACCGUCCUCUUCUUCGUUGCCCUGGGUUACGUUCAUCUUACGGUUUCUUAUGUGUACAGGGGCGUUUGGUGUCAGUGAACUUCCUCUGCUGCUGCUUUGUUACAGCGUUUGGAGUCCAGCUCUUGGUUGCCGUUAUUAUUAAAGUGUAAUAUCACUAAAUAAUAAAUGGGGGGGAAAAAGACAAUUACAUCUUUGUAUUGGUUAAAUAAUGAAUGCUCAUCAUCAUCAUGUCACUAAUCUUAUGCUUCAGAUUUGUGUCUAAUUUUCACUUGUCGUGUCAGAUGAGUGAGCUUCAGUAUGUUUGCCUUAAUGUAGGUCAGUCGCUCUUGUUAAUUAUUGUAAAGAAAAAAAGAACAGAAUGAUUAUGUGGACUUUUUAUUUUUUCUCUUUGUUUUUGUUUUUUUUAAGUGCACAGUGUACGAAUGUUUUUUCACUCUUAUGUGACCAAAGCUUCCAUUGAUGAAUCGAGAUGCAAACAUGGGGAAACUUCGGACGGUAAAUGAGAAGACUGGUGAUUAAUAAAAGUUUAUUAAAUUCACAUUUCUGCUGUCUGAGAAUCAACAUGUCCGCAGACGACUCUGGUCAUGGGACUCAAUAAAACCUGUGAACAGUU